This is a messenger RNA of Mercenaria mercenaria, 952 nucleotides long. RefSeq names its product GDP-L-fucose synthase-like. The transcript has 7 exons. The record is from RefSeq and is a predicted model, not a curated record. Gene Ontology annotation, molecular function: GDP-L-fucose synthase activity. Lineage: Eukaryota; Metazoa; Mollusca; Bivalvia; Venerida; Veneridae. Gene Ontology annotation, biological process: nucleotide-sugar biosynthetic process. The annotation marks the transcript as partial.
CAACAGAAGGCAGACAGAAGAACUGUUCGAUAAAUAUCAACCAACACAUGUGAUUCACUUGGCCGCUGUAGUAGGCGGUCUUUUCCAUAAUCUUGCAUUUAAUACGGACAUCUUUAGAAAAAACAUUUUGAUUAAUGACAGUGUCCUCAGCUGCUGCAAUGCCUUUGAUGUGAAGAAAGUGGUGUCUUGUUUGUCAACCUGUGUCUUUCCAGAUGAUAUUAAAUAUCCAAUCGACGAGACAAUGAUUCAUAAUGGUCCGCCUCACGACAGUAAUUAUGGAUAUGCCUAUGCGAAAAGAAUGAUUGAUGUUUUGAACAAGGGCUUUCAUCAGGACUAUGGUCACAUGUUCACUGCUAUUAUUUCCACGAAUGUAUUUGGACCAAACGAUUACUUCAGCGUUGAUGAUGGUCAUGUUUUACCUGGAUUAAUACACAAAACAUAUAUGGCACAACGUGAAAACACCGAUUUAGUCGUCUACGGGACAGGUAAACCUUUACGACAAUUCAUUUAUUCCCGUGACUUGGCGAAACUUAUCAUCUGGGCACUAAGAGAGUACAACGAAGUGGAACCUAUCAUUUUAUCAGUUGGAGAGAAGGACGAAAUCAGCAUAAAGGAGGCUUCCUGUUAUAUCAUAAAACAUAUGCAGUUUAAUGGGAAAGUAAUUUAUGACACAAGCAAGAGUGACGGUCAAUUUAGAAAAACAGUAUCGAAUGCUAAGCUUAGACGAUACCUUCCGAAUUUUGAAUUUACUUCAUUUGAUGAAGCUGUGAAAGAAACAUGUGACUGGUUCAUUAAAAACUACAAUCAGGCAAGAAAAUAGAAGCACAUUUAUACAAGUGAACUUAUUGCUGUUGUGUUAUCUAUGGACUGAGGAUGAAAUGUAUAUAUUGGGAUCCCUAUAAUCUGUAAAAUUAUUGAUGUAGACAUUAUCGAUAUGAAGUAGGAAAUGUUA